AUGAGUCUUCGUGUGUGGGAAGAGGACGGUCAAGUGGUCAUCCCAGUGCAGGUAACAGGGAACUUCACGGACCCAGUGACACUGACCAUCAACACCACGGAUGUCACUGCCAUCUCCCCUGGGGACUUCACUGCCCUCUCCAUUGUGAUUGAUGGGGACCCGGAGGGAGAGGAAACAUUCAAUGUAACAAUUGAAGCUCCCAACCUGACCAGACUCGACCUGACUGUUUGUAUUUCGGAUGAGGAAAUCGGCCAUGACGGUAACUCUCCUCCACAAUUAUCUUCCCCGUUCGAUGAGUCUUCGUGUGUCUGGGAAGAGGACGGUCAAGUGGUCAUCCCAGUACAGGUAACAGGGAACUUCACGGACCCAGUGACACUGACCAUCAACACCACGGAUGUCACUGCCAUCUCCCCUGGGGACUUCACUGCCCUCUCGUCACACACCGUCACUGUGACCCCUCCGGUCCGGGGGACGCUCGUCACAGUUGGGAUCGUGAUUGAUGGGAAUCAAGAGGAAGAGGAAAGUUUCGAAGUGAGAAUUGAAGCUCCUGGACUCAACACACUCGUUGUGACAGUCUGUAUCAGUGAUAAAGAGGUGACCAAAGGUGACCUCCUGAAGCUGAGAGUGCCCAGAAGCAUAUCUGUGUCUGAAAACGAAACCGCUAAGAUUCCAAUAUGGAGGGGACCCUUUGACACAGGCCCUCUGCCCCUGGCUGUGAAGUAUGAGUUUGGCAGCGCCAGAGGGGGCCGGGAUUAUUCAGCUGUCAGCAGGCUGGCGUUUGGGGAGGGAGAAGCAAAGGCAUGGCUGGAGAUCCCAAUACUCAAUGACGAGGUGAAUGAGUCGGGAGAGACGUUCUAUGUGACAUUUAUCGCGGAGGGAUACUUCGAUGAAACCAUGAAUGUCACAAUCCUCGACGAUGAUGGAAAGGACACGGUACUGUUGGACUUCAUCGUGUCUGAUCAGAGGUGUAUCUCUGAAAAUGAAACAACCAUCCAGCUGCAGGUGGGGCGGCCAGCCACAGACACGGGUCCACUGAAUGUCUCUGUACAGUAUGACAACGACAGCGCCGAGGCUGGCAGCGACUUCUCCACAACUACCACCCGCCUGGAGUUUGCUGGACAUGACGAGAAUGUUACGCUGCUGAUUAAUCUGGUCCAGGACGAGGUAAACUACAUGGGGUGGAUGAGACGAGGUAAACUACAUGGGGUUGAUGAGUUUGCUAGAAAUGACGAGAAUGUUACGCUGCUGAUUAAUCUUGUCCAGGACGAGGUAAUUGAGUCACGAGAAGUCUUCUUCAUAACUCUGACCGCCGAGAGGUACUUCAGUAAAACUGUCAAACUCUGCAUUUCUGGAGACACUGGUCAUCUUAUACUCAAGGAGUUCACUGUUGUGGGCAAGGAUUGCUUCUCGGAGGACGAGGAUGUUCCACACCUCCAUGUACUGAGGCCCCAGUGCGACACGGACCCGCUGACUGUGACGGUCGAGUACAGUGACGGCACCGCCAGGGACGGCAGCGACUACACAUCAAACAUCAGGAGUCUGCAGUUCGCUGAAAGGGAGAAACAGUCAACACUGGACAUAUCGAUAUUAAAAGAUAAGAUUUUGGAAUCCAGGGAAGACUUCUCUAUCACACUUCAUGCGGAUGGAUAUAAGAAUGAAACUAUACGGAUCUGCAUCAAAGAUGAUGAUAAUCCUUUGGAGUUCACCAUAUAUGGAGCUAUCUAUGUCCCGGAGUGUCUUGGUGCUAUACGUCUUCACGUCUACAGAUCCCAGCAUGACAGAGGACCACGGAAUGUGACGGUGCUGUAUCUGGACGCAAGUGCCAAGUCUGGAAGCGAUUACCUGACCACUGCGCGUACUCUUGAGUUUUAUGAAAAGGAAAAAUAUGUAAUUCUGGAAAUUCCGAUUGUUGAGGAUCUGAGGAUUGAGUCCAAGGAAACGUUCUUGGUGACACUGUCAGCUGAGCACUAUGCAAACACAACUAUUCACAUCUGUAUAGAAGACGACGACGCUCCUGUGGACUUCGACUGCAACAGGUACGGCGUGAACUGUGCUGCCGGAACAACGUGCCCACCCAACGGCAAAACGUGUGAUUGUUCGGGUGUUUCCGGCAGAAUCGGCCCUGACUGCAGCAUCAUAGCAGAUGACGUCAACGGGACUGGCUGCCAAGACGUGGACUGUGGGAGUGGUGGUCAGUGUGUGUCCGUUAACGACACCGGGCAGUGCCACUGUUAUCCCGCCUUCUACAGCGCUGGAGACAAGGCCUGCCAGAUGAAACGUACCAUCAUAACGUCAUGUGACACCAGCAAGAUGACAGUCUGCAUGAACCCAAUCAACGUAUACCAGCCUCUCAUCACCGUCUCUGGCUACACCUCGACUCAGUGCACGGCCAGGCCAGUUCCCCACCCCGAUGACCCCACAGACAGGAUCCCAGCAGGGGUCAAGGGUCAGUGUAUAACAGUGGAGUUUGAGGGGAACUGCGGGAGAUACCCCUCUGUGCAACGGGAGAAUGACUCAUGUCACACAGUGUUGUACCGUAUACAAUACAAUCCAAUCCUGCUCGCUGCUUCCGACGAAAUCAUAUUUGCGAAGUGUUGCCUUUCUCCAAAUGGCACCGUGUCAUUAUCAUCUGUGUAUGCAGACGUGUCUCAGCAGUACUUCAACAAACAGUUUGAGGAGAAGUUUUAUAAAGCCAAGCUGACUCUCACUCUGGCAAACGAUCUUCCCGUUGUUGGACCGAUACCUCUGAAUCAAGUAUACAGACUGUGUCUCGAGACAACAGCUGGGGGGUUUGCCUAUCUUGGUUUGGUGGGUGUACUCGGGCAUAACGGCGCAUCCGGUGCUUCGCGGAAGGUAGCUGUAACUUACGGCAGUGAUGGCUGUCCAGACGAAUCUGGCAAGUCUCUGGUCCACGUGUUGCCAUGGAGAGAGACCGACACGAAGAUCUGCAUGGACUUCAAGCCUGGUUACUUCACCCCGGGGCCGUCGUCCAUGAUAUACGACAUCACCUACAAACUGUGCCUCGCUGACAGAAAGGAAGACUGCAAUCUGAUCCCGUGCGGCACUACGACCAGACGACGACGCCAGGCUCUCGACGGAAGCGUACAGAAGAAGACAUCAGCUGUUGUGUAUUUCCUCAAAGAAUCCACAGAUGAGGCAGCAGGUAGCGCCUCCGGCAACCGUAUCGGUUGUGAAUGCACUCGAGAGUCGUCCGUGAUGUUCCCCGCCAUCAUCGGGGUCAGCAUGGUCGCCCUGAUGUUGCUCCUGGUCGUCUUCGCCAUGUGUAUCCGCAACACGAGGUUAACAUAAGGUUAACAUAAGGUUAACAAGAGGCUAACACGAGCCUAACACGGUCAGCAGCUACAUCCUCAGGGGACAGUGAAAUCACGUGACGGAAACACAUCGUCAGUUGGUGCCAUGAUGAGUUCCCCAGGACGAAGAUACAGAUAGUGCAUUGCUGACACAGCACAACCACGACAUGUAACUACGACUACAACAAUUAACAAUAACUGUAACAUUAGACACUAGACACUAGACACUAGACCUGCAGUAAUACAUGGAACACUUGUAAAUACAUGACCAAGUUUCACGUUUCUGAAAACACAGGACCAACAUUAAACUGUAUGUAUCUGUAAACACCUGUAUUAGUUUUAAAUCAUUGGUAAUAGCUCGUGCAAUAAAUGAACUACUUCGAA
Messenger RNA from Haliotis rubra (blacklip abalone), 3695 nucleotides. RefSeq lists its product as uncharacterized. The transcript has 24 exons. Gene Ontology annotation, cellular component: membrane. NCBI's taxonomy places the organism in Eukaryota, Metazoa, Mollusca, Gastropoda, Lepetellida, Haliotidae. Gene Ontology annotation, biological process: metal ion transport; cell communication. The record is from RefSeq and is a predicted model, not a curated record. Bases 1 to 3309 code for a protein of 1102 amino acids.